AUGAUUCCUCAAGACUGGACUGAUUUGGUCUGCUGUCACAACACUUUAAGGGGAAGAGCCCAAGCGUCCACAGAGGUCUUAGAGGGCAGCAUGACCACGAAGGAGAAGAAGGGUCAUACAUACACUUUGGUAUUAAUGGUGACCUCUACAGCUAUUGGGGGAACUCUACAAUAUGGAUACAACCUGGCCAUAAUGAAUGCACCGACUGUUUUCAUUCAAAACUUUGUCAAUGAGACAUUUCUGGAGCGAUGGGGAAUACAGUUUGGGGUUUACGAGGUCACACUGAUAUGGACCUUUAUUGUUUCCAUUUUCUCACUGGGCGGCUUUAUUGGGGCCCUGAUAGCAGGGCCAAUGUCAGUACGUUUCGGGAGGUAUGGUUAAUCUUGUUGUUAUACAAAGAAGACCAUGUUGCUGAACAAUGUCUUUCUCUUAUCAAGUUCAUUGCUUGCAUUGUUGAGCCGAACAGCAAAGUCAUUUGAGAUGAUUAUCAUCUCCAGAUUUUUGGUUGGCAUAAAUGCAGGCAUCAGUAUGAAUGUACAGCCCAUGUAUUUUGGUGAGAGUGCACCGAAGCACUUACGAGGGGCUGUGUCCCUGUCCUCAGCUGUCUUCACUUCUUUUGGUCUGGUGUUGGGACAGGUGGUCAGUCUGAAAGAGUUGUUAGGUAGUGAGCCUUGUUGGCAGUACUUAUUGGCUAGUAAUGCUAUCCCAGGCUUCAUCCAACUCCUCACCUUGCCAUGGUUUCCAGAAAGUCCCCGCUACCUCCUCAUUGACUGUGGAGACAAAGAGGCCUGCCUAAUAGCACUGCAGCGUCUGCGAGGCUGUGAAGUGCAGAAAGAAGAGCUGGAUGAGAUUCUGCAGGAACAGAAUGAAACAAAGGGAGAACGUGCCAAACAGCCGUGGGAGCUCUUCACUGACCGCAGCGUCCGCUGGCAGCUCAUCACGGUGGCGGUCCUGAGCAGUGCCAUGCAACUGUGUGGUAAUGAUUCGAUUUACUUCUAUGCAUCAUAUGUGUUCCAAGAAGCGGGUAUAUCUGCAAGCCAGAUCCAAUAUGUGACCAUUGGCACUGGGAUGUGUGAAUUCACUGCUUGCAUUCUAUGUAACCUGUUGAUAGAAAGGUUGGGUAGGAGGCUGAUGUUGAUGGGCGGCUAUGUUCUCAUGACAGGAUGGGCUAUAGUCUUCACUGUGGCUCUUUCACUUGAGAAUAUGGUUACCUGGAUGCCUUACCUGAGCAUGGCCUGCAUCUUCACCUACAUUCUCAGCUUUGGCAUGGGACCAGCUGGGGUGACUGGAAUCCUCCCAACUGAGAUUUUUAACCAAACAUCACGUCCUGCUGCCUACAUGACCGCUGGCUCUCUAAUGUGGCUUAACCUUUUCAUUAUCGGGAUGAUCUUCCCUUUCCUAGUGAGCGGUUUAGGACAGUAUUGCUUUGUGCCAUUUGGGGCUGUGUGUCUCUUGACUGCUUUAUAUAUUCAGAUGGUUCUGCCUGAAACCAAGGGAAAGACCAUAUCGAUGAUCACUAAAGAGUUUUACAGACUCAACUACCGUGGACAGGUGAAGAUGGAUAUAGAAGGAAAACACGCUCAGUACCAACUAGGGGAAAUCUUUCACUCCACUGCCUUAUAGAGUGUUAAAAAUUAUCACGAACUACAUUCAUAUUUUUAGAAAAAUAUCUUUAAAAUGAUGCUUUAACUGCAGCAAGUAUACAUCUGUGUACGUGUAUUACUUGCUGAUUAAAUAUUGUAUUCUUCAUCACA
Molecule: messenger RNA, 1754 nt
Organism: Cyprinus carpio (common carp)
Lineage: Eukaryota; Metazoa; Chordata; Actinopteri; Cypriniformes; Cyprinidae
Gene: slc2a11a
Product: solute carrier family 2 member 11a
Exons: 13
Biological process (GO): monosaccharide transmembrane transport
Cellular component (GO): membrane
Molecular function (GO): hexose transmembrane transporter activity
Source: RefSeq, a predicted model, not a curated record